CCGCCUGCCACCAUCUGCCGCCGUCUGUCACCAUGAAGGUCCUCGCUGUCGCCACCAUCGCCGCUGUCGCCACCGUCGUCGCUGCCGACUACAAGUGCGUUCCCAACCCUCCGGCUCCCUCCUACGACUGCCCUGCCAGUGCCGUCGCCUGCACCAACAACCCCUUGACCGGCCUGCCCUAUGAUUCGUGCUGCGUUGCCGACCAGGGCCUGAUGGUCUUUGCCCAGAACUGGACUGCCGGCUACUGUCUCUCCUCUGCCCCCAACCACUACUGCGCCCCCUCGACCCUGAGCCACCUCCCCGACCAUAAGUUCACCGUCCACGGCCUGUGGCCCGACUACUGCAACGGAUCCUACUCCAACAGCGACCUCGGCUGCGAUCCCACCCGUCGUUACACCGAUGUCCCCGCUCGCAUCAUGGGCGCCGACUCUGACCUCUAUGGCAAGCUCCAGAAGAUGUGGAUGGGUGCCGAUGGCAGCUACGACUGGUUCUGGAGCCACGAGUUCGUCAAGCACGGCACUUGCGACUCUCAGCUCAACCCCAAGUGCUACACCAACUACAAGCCCAACGAGGAGAUUGUUGACUACACCCGCCGCAUCUACAGCCUCUGGAAGGAGUUUGAUCUCUUUGCCGCCUUCAAGAAGCACGGCAUCGUCCCCAGCAACACCACCACCUACAAGUUCAGCGCCAUGCAGGCUGCCCUCAAGGCCGAGUUCGGAUACGAGGGUGCCAUCCAGUGUGUCACCGACAGCCAGAAGAACAAGUACCUUUCUGAGAUCUGGAUGUAUCUCAUGAACGUUGCCGGCAACAAGUUCAUCCACCACGAGCCCGUUGCUGCCUACAAUGGCUGCCUCAGCACCAACCAGACCGAUGCCGAUAUCUACUACCCUCCCCAGCCCUCCCGCGGUUAA
Polychytrium aggregatum is the source of this 911-nucleotide messenger RNA. RefSeq names its product ribonuclease T2-like protein. Gene Ontology annotation, cellular component: extracellular region. The record is from RefSeq and is a predicted model, not a curated record. Gene Ontology annotation, biological process: RNA catabolic process. The transcript has 4 exons. Bases 33 to 911 code for a protein of 292 amino acids. Gene Ontology annotation, molecular function: RNA binding; ribonuclease T2 activity. NCBI's taxonomy places the organism in Eukaryota, Fungi, Chytridiomycota, Chytridiomycetes, Polychytriales.